CUAGGUGCAUGCAUAUCAGAUGGGGGUCAUAAAUGAACAGGGCCAUCAGCCAUGGCCCCUACACGGCGGCUCGGCCUAUGUCCGUCAUAUAAAGACGCCCACCGAGCUUUCGUUUCUUUGCCGCUAGUUUCUCAAUCUAAAAUGAUAUUAUGCUUUAAAUCAUUAUAGAUCUGAGUUGGGUUUUCUGUUUUCUGUAAUGGCUUGUGGGAUGAAGCCUUGGGUGGUGGUGAUUGCUCUGACUUGGUUUUUAAGCCUGCAAGAACAUUCUUCUUCUGUUCAUGGAAAGCCACAAGUACCUUGUUUCUUCAUUUUUGGAGACUCACUGGCUGAUAAUGGCAACAACAACGUGCUUGAUACUUUGGCUAAAGUCAAUUACCAGCCUUAUGGUAUCGACUUCCCUAGUGGCACAGCAACCGGAAGAUUCAGCAACGGUCGAACCACCGUCGAUGUUCUCUCUGAACUUUUAGGCUUUGACAACUAUAUUCCACCAUUUGCUUUUGUUAAUGGCUCUGUCGACAUACUUAAAGGUGUGAACUAUGCUUGUGGCGCUGCAGGAAUUCGAAAAGAAACUGGCAAGCAAUUGGGUGCAAGAAUCAGCAUGGGCAGACAGUUAAAGAACCACAAGAUUAUAAUCUCACGCAUUGUCGACAUACUUGGGAAGAAGAGCUUAGCCCAAAAGCACUUAAACAAGUGCUUAUAUUCAGUUGGAAUGGGCAGCAAUGACUACAUCAACAAUUACUUCGUGCCUCAGUAUUACCACACCAGCAAAAAAUUUACCACUGAGCAAUAUGCUGAAGUUCUCAUCAACCAAUAUUCUUGGGAAAUACUGAAGUUGUACAAGUAUGGAGCAAGGAAGGUGGCUUUGGUUGGAUUGGGACUAAUAGGCUGCACCCCAAGUGCAAUUUCUUCCUUUGGCACAAAUGGGUCAGCAUGUGUAGACACAUUGAACAUUGCAGCGCAACUGUUUAACCGAAGGCUUGUAUCACUUGUGGACAAGCUCAACAGCAAUUUGACAGAUGCAAAAUUCAUCUAUAUUAACAGCUUUGAAAUGGGUUCUGGAGAUCCUGCAGCUGCUGGCUUCACAGUUUCGAAUGUUGGGUGUUGUGCGGUAAAUGAAGUUGGUCAAUGUAAUGUUGACCAUACUCCAUGCAAAAACAGGACUGAGUACGUGUUCUGGGACGGAUUCCAUCCUACUGAAGCCUUGAACCGAAUCACUGCAAUCAGAUCAUACAAUGCUUUUAACCCUGUAGACACUUAUCCAAUGGAUAUUAGUCACCUUGUUCAGCUACAAAUUAAUAACCCAGCAACUCCAGCUACCAUUGGAAUUCAGACCUGUGGGUUUUAUGUGAUUUCAAUGGCUUGUGUAAUGAAGCUUUUGGUGGUGGUGAUUUCUCUGUCUUGGGUACCAAGUAUGCAACAUUCCUCCUCUGUUCUUGGAGAGCCAGAAGUGCCCUGUUUCUUCAUUUUCGGGGACUCACUGGCUGAUUGUGGCAACAACAAUGUGCUUAAUACUACGGCUAAGGUCAACUACGAGCCAUAUGGUAUUGACUUUCCUUAUGGACCAACUGGAAGGUUUUGCAACGGCCGCACCACCGUUGAUAUACUUACUGAACUUCUGGGAUUUGAAAACUACAUUCCACCAUUUGCUUAUGCUAAUGGCUCUGCCAUACUCAGAGGUGUAAACUACGCAUCCGGUGGAUCAGGAAUUCGAAGAGAAACCGGGAUGACAACGGGCACAGUACUCAGCAUGGGAAAACAGUUAAAGAACCACAGGAAAACAAUCAUGCGCAUCGUCAGCAUGCUAGGAAAGAAAAGCUUGGCCAGAAAGUACUUGAACAAGUGCUUAUAUUCAGUCGGAAUGGGCAGCAAUGACUACAUUAACAAUUACUUUUUACCUCAGUACUAUAACACCAGUCAAGAAUAUACAGUUGAGGAAUAUGCAGUAGUUCUUGUCGAACAAUAUUCUCGACAAAUACUGAGAUUGUAUGAGUAUGGAGCAAAGAAGGUUGUUCUGGGUGGACUGGGACUACUAGGCUGCACUCCAGCUGCAAUUGCUAGUUAUGGCACGAAUGGAUCAUGUUCCGAAGAACUCAACUAUGCAGCCCAACUUUUCAACCAACAGCUUUUAUCUCUUGUUGAUCAGCUCAACAGCAAUUUGACUGAUGCAAAGUUCGUCUACAUUAACAACUAUGAAAUCGGUUCAGCCAAUACUGCAGCUCUUGGAUUCACUGUUUCGGAUGCAGCGUGCUGUACACUUAACAGUGGUGGCCUGUGCGAGGUAGACACGACUCCAUGCCAGAAUAGGGCUGACUACGUGUUUUGGGACGGGUACCAUCCUACUGAAGCUUUUAAUAUGUACAGUGCCAGCAAAAGCUACAGUUCGGAUGAGUCUGCCGACACUUAUCCAAUGGAUGUUAGUCACCUAGCUGAGCUAGAAUUCAAUCCUGUGGUGGCGGAGAUGUAGAUACUUAGAGGCUAUGGAAAUUUUCGGUGGGAAUCUUAUUUCACUUUUUCUUGGUCUGUAGGGAAUCUUAUUUCACUGUAAUAAAGCUGUUUUUUUAAGCCUUUUUUUCCUGCUAAAAUUC
Messenger RNA from Rosa chinensis, 2585 nucleotides. RefSeq lists its product as uncharacterized. Gene Ontology annotation, molecular function: hydrolase activity, acting on ester bonds. The record is from RefSeq and is a predicted model, not a curated record. The transcript is spliced from 10 exons. The coding region runs from base 197 to 2464 and encodes 755 amino acids. NCBI's taxonomy places the organism in Eukaryota, Viridiplantae, Streptophyta, Magnoliopsida, Rosales, Rosaceae.